Molecule: messenger RNA, 4421 nt
Organism: Triplophysa rosa
Lineage: Eukaryota; Metazoa; Chordata; Actinopteri; Cypriniformes; Nemacheilidae
Gene: cdc42ep1b
Product: CDC42 effector protein (Rho GTPase binding) 1b
Exons: 4
Coding region: 884-1831 (315 amino acids)
Source: RefSeq, a predicted model, not a curated record
CCCGCCCACCGGGCUCGUGCCCGUCGCGACGGCGGCUGCGCGCACACACUUCAGACAGCGCGUGUGGAAUAUGUGACGCUGAUCUGCGUUUUUACGGACACGUGUUGUGUUGUGUGAAUAAAACCCAGACUGACAGACGACUACAGUAAAUGGAUUGAGACGCUCCAGUGAAGUGAGAGAGAGAGAAUAAUCCAGGUAAUCUCAGCCGGUCAAACCCCUGCGGGAUUAUUCUCAUGUGGGUUUGUUUGGGGUCUGCGGUGGUCUCAAAAUCAGACACACACACAGGACAGACGGAUUAUCUCAGUUUAAAAUGAUCUGACAGAACGUCACAUCCCUUAAGAAACAGCGUCCAAUGUGUGCUGUGAAAGACAUUUAGUGGAAAAUAUGAUUUGAAGACAACAUUUAAAAGAUCUCUUGGAGUAAACCAGCGGUUAGUUGUGGGUUAGGGUGCGAGAGAUGUGUGUCACUCAGAGUUUAGUGAAAAGGUGUUUUAACUCCAGCGAAUCCUAUUAGACGUCUUUAACAGGUUAUUUAUAAACGUCCCUGACUCACACCUGAAGACACACACAGUCUCUAGAUGAGUUGUUCUGAACAGAUGUGUGAUGGACGGAGUUUGUGAAGAGCACCGCCGGUGGUGUGUACCUGAAACACUUUGUCCUAAAGAUGUUCUUCGAUGAGAGAGGCCAAACUGAGGCGAUCUGAGAACUACAAAUGAUUUCCUAAACAAGUGACUUUCAAUUUUGUGAGUUGUUUAAUUCAAUUUCAUCAGAUAUCUCCUGAAAAACGUAUAGGCCACAUUACUAAACAGGUGUUCAAACAGAUUUCUCUCUUCGUUCGUUGAUAUUUCGGAUCAGUAAGUGUAAUUGAACAUUAUUGUGUCAGUAUGAGUUUGGGGAAACUGCCGGUGAUUAAAGGACUGGUGUCCACGUCUCAGAGCAGACGGCGUUUUAAAAGCGACCUAUCCGUGGACAUGAUCAGUCCGCCCCUCGGGGACUUCCGGCACACGAUGCACAUCGGCCGCGGCGGAGAUGUUUUUGGCGACACCUCAUUUCUCAGCAGCUACGGAGGUCCAGCUCAUGACGAGGAACCACAUUCACCCUCCGGAUCAAGACCCACGCGCUUUCUGUCACGCACGCUACGACACGUACGGAGGAAUCCUCCGGCCCGGCUGAGAGGAGGGUCACGUGACCUCGCCUCACCUCCGCCCUCCGUCUCUCCCAUCAUUAAAACCGCCAUCUCACUGCCUCAGCUGAACCUGGACGCUUCCAACGGAGGCCUGAAGAGGGCGCUACUGUCCACCUCCAUCAGCUCACCGGCUGACUCACGCUUCUCUUACAGUCUUCUGGACUCUGGAUUUGUCACACUGCCUCGUUUCUCUCGGAUGGAUCAGAACUUCAGAGAAGCGUCUGGAAGUUUGUGUUCAGACUACAGACGGAGUUCACUGCCUGAGAACAGCGACAUGACACUGACACGAUCUGAUUCUCUCACCUCCUUCACCGUGGACCUCGGGCCCUCCCUCAUGACUGAGGUUCUGGGUUUGAUUGACAGCUCCAGACGUCUCUUCAGCAGCACUAAGGACUGGGAUAUGGAGGAGGAGGAGAGUUCAUCCGUCUCUCCACAGGAUGAUGAUGAUGAUGAUGAAGAACAGCUGAACGUGUGUCCGGUCAGAGAGGAGGUCAGGAUUGAACCUCAGAGGUUUCAGGAGGCCGCAGACGUACUGGCGCGUCACUUUGGAGGAGGAGGAGAAGAGGAGCGUCACAGAUCUUCAUCUUUCAGACACAAGAGGGCGCUGUACACCUUCACUGAAGCAGAGGAAGAGAUCAACGUAUGAAAUACAUUCAGAGUUGAUCUCUGAUUCCAGACAGCAGACAUACCAUCAUUUCAACAUUCUACAGGUCUCAUUUGAAAACUUCGUAUGUUCAAUUAAAGUUGUGUACAAAGGACAGUUUUUAAUGAAUGAUGUGUAUUUAUGUGUGUUUAGUACUGCUCAUUAUCUACAGUGACAUUUAUUUACAUCUGCUUACAGAAGACUAUACUAAAUACCUUGAAAUUGUUUAGAUCUAUUAACAUUUCUGUUCCAUACAUCAGUGUGUUAUAUAGAGAAGCAGUAUCAUGAUGAUUUAAGCAGUAAGUGAUGAUGACAUCAUUGAUCAGCUGCUUGAGGGCGGAGUUUACUGAAGGAGAAAGUGUCGUAUGUGUCUUUAUGGCUGAAGAAUCUGACAGGUUCAACUGUUUGUUUAUGGCUCUGUGAUGUCUCUGUUUGUUCUGUACUGACUGACUUUAGACAGCUUGUGCCUUUGACAUUUUAAUGGAAUGAAAUGCAGUGGAUUUCAAAGCAAUGCAGUAAACGUGAAUGUUUUAAAUCGUAGGGAAGAUUUGAUAAACGACGAAUGUUGGUUUAAUAAAGACUAGUGUUAAAACAUUGACGUGCGCCCUAAAGAAUGGCUUGUUUCAACCCACGGUUGAGUCCAAUAUGGACAUUUUCUAGAUGAAUUUAAACCCACAGUUGUGUUUGUAAUACUUCACCAGGCAAGGGUUAAAUUGGGCCGGGGCGGGGCAUAGGCUGACGCUCUGCUCCCCGCAUGUGUGUGGCUCUUCUGGUGUUAUGGAGCGGCACUCCGUCGUGCCCUGGUAUAAACCUGCUGUGCCCCAGUACAAAUCUCACGUUUUAGUAACAAUUUGACCUUUUUCGUCAGUGUAAACACUUACAUUGAUAACGGAUGAAAUAAGAUACAUUGUGUUUGGUCUGCGCGCGCUUGUGUCUCCUUCUGCAGCGCACAGCCGCUAUAUUUGCGAGUUGUAGACGUGACGUGCGGCUCUGUUGUUUUAACGUUUCAAGUCAUAAUGAGCUGUUUGUGAAGAAAUUGUGUCAUUUUAAUCCAAUUCAAGCAUUGAAGCGCUUCAUGGUGCGUGCGGCAGCAGCGAUGCACAAGAUAAUGGUGCACCUCAAUCAUUGUGAAUGUUGUAUGAAGUUUUGACAGAAACGUACUGGAAAUACACAGGUCACACAUACAAUUCUGUGGACGUUAAUAAAUGAAGAUAUUUGAUAUCGACACAAGGAAAGGGCGCAGGCCUACAGAAAGAUUCUAUUCUUACAUCUAUAGCUUUGUAAACUGCUGACAUCUAGAAUGAGUUUGAUCUGCAUUUUAUUGUUCAGGCUCUCUCAAAUUAUAUUUUACAGUCUGUCAAUUAAUACGAUUAUAACGUACCCCUCAAAAUCUCCCACAUAACAAAUCCCAAUUUACCCCCUGCCAACAACAGUUAAAACAACCCAACAUUUAUAAAGUGUGUUGAUGUUUUAUAGAUCUUACAGACAGAAUGUCUCAAGCGUUUUAUGGAUUUCGUCAUAUUACAUGAAUAAACUUUCAUUUUAUGGAGAAUAGGGCAAGAACACUUUGUUUCACAAAAUACUAUACCGAUCGAAAUUUGUUUAAUUUUAGACGUUCCACUUUCAGUUUUGCCAAAUCAACAUAAUUUUGUGCGGUUUGACUGAUUGACAUUGAAAUAGAUAUUCUCAUUUCCUGUUUCACCAAAUCAAGAUGCUGUGCAAAACUUUCAGACAAAUAUAGAAACAGGUGAAAUGAUGAAUGAGUCAUGACUCUUUUCAGGUCUGUGUGUUUACAUGUCUGAAGAUGAUCACAGUUUUAUAUGCACUGAACAAAUGGAAGUAUUUAAAGUCACGGCAUUAUUUCUUUUCAUUUCCUUGUGAUCUCAACAUCCCAGAAUAGUAGAGCUGCUUGACGUUAAAGAGAAAACCCCAUUCAUUCAUUCAUUCAUUCUUCCAUCAUUCAUUCAUUCAUUCAUUCUUCCUUCAUUCAUUCAUUCAUUCAUUCUUCCUUCAUUCAGCGGUGUGGAUUGUGUUGGAAUGUAGUCUUGAGAGCAUAAAUGGGAUCAUGAAAACACAAUGUGUUGACACAAGCUUGAAGUAAUAAAUCUUCUAUGCGAUGUUAGUCGUAUAUUCCAGCUCUUUGUUUUUGAUUCAGACAUGUUUCUCCUGGUUGUUACUGAGUUUAUAGUUUCAGGGAUUUUAUUGUGUUGGGUCAGAAUCCUGUUCUUUCUCUGUAUGACGGCACUAAAACACUCAAGACAAUAAAACUAAAACAACUGAUGUUAAAACAGUUUAUUUUUGUUGGGAACUGAAACAUUCUCUUGAAAACACUGAAUGUUUUCUCACCGCACAACACAUUUACAGUGAAGUCAAAUAUCAUUGAACUUAAUGCAUAAUGAGGUCAAUCACAGACCUAAAGGCAUUUCUUGUGAUUAUACAGGUGAUUUAUUAUUUAUUCAAGUUAACAAUUCAGCCUUCUACAUUUGAACUUGAACAAAAUCUUUGAAUGUAGAAAUGUCUUGAUAUUAAAGGUAAUCAUUUUUGGUAUCUACUUUUAUUUUGGUGUAACUGACACCUUUGUAUUUGCCUCUGG